Molecule: messenger RNA, 2042 nt
Organism: Megalobrama amblycephala (Wuchang bream)
Lineage: Eukaryota; Metazoa; Chordata; Actinopteri; Cypriniformes; Xenocyprididae
Gene: cbx1b
Product: chromobox homolog 1b (HP1 beta homolog Drosophila)
Exons: 6
Coding region: 273-956 (227 amino acids)
Biological process (GO): negative regulation of transcription by RNA polymerase II; chromatin organization
Cellular component (GO): nucleus; pericentric heterochromatin
Molecular function (GO): chromatin binding
Source: RefSeq, a predicted model, not a curated record
ACAUAGUGUUUGUUGUGGUAAAAUCGCAGCGAUCAAAUGUUCUGCGGCAAGGAUGCAAGAUGUUUUUACCACAGCAGGCAUCGAAUAGCGUGCAUGUCCCUCUAGAACAACAUGGAGGAACACAUUUCAGUAAAAGAGUGGCGUCCUGCCCUAUCCAUCCCAUCGAGCAGAGCGCGUGAAGCAUGCAAUGCAUUUAUUCAGAAUGGGUUUUGUCGCGCGCGCUGGCCUGCAGUCGCUAAUACAUAACAGUCCUAGUAUGUGCCAUAUUAUGCAUGCAGAUGUGUCGUACAGCUGCAUUCCUUAGGAUCUUUAUAUAUUUCCAGCUGUUAAGAGCCCUUGGAAAUAUGAGCCAAACGUCAGAGCCUUCAGCCGAUGCUGCUGUGACUGAAGCUCCAGUUUCUCAAUCUGAAACCAAGCAAUCAACAGCAGGGAAGAAACAGAACAAAAAGAAAGUGGAAGAAGUGGUGGAAGAAGAAGAAGAGGAGUAUGUUGUGGAGAAGGUCCUGGAUCGGCGUGUGGUGAAGGGAAGAGUGGAGUAUCUGCUCAAGUGGAAAGGCUUUUCUGAUGAGGACAACACUUGGGAACCAGAGGACAACCUUGACUGUCCUGACCUCAUAGCAGAAUUCCUUCAGUCGCAGAAAUCGGCUGAAUCUGGAGGCAAGAGGCGGGCCGAUUCAGACGGAGAUGGAAAGGAGACCAAAAAGCGCAAGGAUGAGCCUGAGAAACUCAGAGGUUUUGCACGUGGUUUGGAUCCUGAGAGGAUUAUUGGUGCUACAGACUCAAGUGGAGAACUCAUGUUCCUCAUGAAAUGGAAAAACUCUGAUGAAGCUGAUCUAGUACCAGCCAAGGAGGCGAAUGUAAAGUGUCCACAAGUGGUCAUCUCCUUUUACGAGGAACGCCUCACCUGGCAUUCAUACCCCACUGAAGAGGAAGAGAAGAAGGAUGACAAAAAUUAGAUGACAAAAAAAAAAAGAUGUAAGGGACAGUCGAUAUCAGUCGUGGCCAUUGAUAUGCUUUUUUUUUGGCAAAGGAAAAUUGUCAGAAACAAAUUUGUAAAAAGCCACAGUAUAAACUGUAAUCUACAUAGGUUUCAGCGUAUUUUAGUUCUGUCACCAUUACCAUAGAUGAAGCGAAUAGAACACUAGAAAGGUGACUUUGCACCUUUAACAUACUCUUCAUGCUUUCUAUUGACUAAAACAUUCAAAUCAUGUUCAAUUCACACAACAUACUGAAAGAGCAUCACAGUCUGAUAUUCAUACAUGUGAACUAUUGUUCUUUACAUGUUAGAAAUGCCCCCCCCCUCCCCCCCCCUCCCCUCCCCCUCCCUGUGUAGAUUACAGUGUUUAUUCUAUCAUACCGGGUCGGUUUCAUUUGAUGCUGUAGCUGUCUCUAAAAACGUCCUGAUGUAUUCCAUGAUUCUUAAUUUUAUGUAUAUAUAACUAAUGUUAAAAUAUUACUGCCUUAACAGAUUAUUAAGAAAAUGUCAAUUUUAUACAUCUGUCAAUGCAGGUGGUCAUUGAAUGCAUGACUAUAUCUAUCUAGGCCCAUGGAAAAAGAGGUUUAAGAUAUAGGCUUUAUUAAACGUUCGGAACUGGCUUUGAUACGAUUGGUUUUAUAAAGACAUGCCAGCAGCUGUUACUCUUCAGUGUUUAUUUGCCCAUGAACUAUUACGUGUCUGGUCUUACCAUAGGUGCUAUUUGUUGUGAGUGAGCCCCAUUGGAUAUUAACAGUCUUUCUUGACAAUGUCUUGACAUUUGUGUUUGUAAAUAUGCCAUUUCCUAGCACAUCAGUAUCACUGUGUACAGUCAGCUGAAGUUUGGUUUUUACUUUGAUACUCUUUUGUCUUAUUACUGUUACACAGCAAAGUAGAUGAACUGUAACCUUUGUUCUCCUGAAGACAUUUAAAGUACGUUUUUAUGUUCUGAGCUUUAACGAUUGUAUGCUAGUUUUGUUUAACCAUGUUAUUAUUGCAUAUUAUCAGAGCAUUUGCCAUUGAAUUACCAUUUUCAAAAAUAAAAAUCUUUGUUGUAAUUCUGUCAAAA